UACAGUUUUUGGAUUUGAACCUAUUGGACCUUGCAUUAUGUGGUCAGAUUACAGGCAUUUUUGGAAAAUGUUCUGCAUUCAAGUUUUACCCUGAAGAUCUUCCAAAACAACACUGUGUAAUGAAGGAUUUGCAGUGACACCAGUAAAACAAAUCCUGAGCAUUAUUCAGACGUAACAGUUUUGGCAAAAUGGAAAAUAGCAGCAAGUUUGACAGCCCUACUAAUAUCUCCUUGGCUAACCAUGACAUGGUUUUUAGCAUGAUUGAGUACAAAGCUAUCUCUGUUUUCCUUGUUUUAUUUAUAUGUGGCAUUGGAAUAAUUGGAAACAUCAUGGUGGUUCUGGUUGUGUUCACCACUCGAGAUAUGAGAACCCCAACAAACUGUUACUUAGUUAGCCUGGCGGUGGCUGAUCUAAUGGUUUUGGUAGCUGCUGGAUUGCCCAACGUGUCAGACAGUUUGGCAGGCACGUGGGUUUAUGGGCAUGCUGGCUGCCUGGGAAUAACCUAUUUCCAGUAUCUGGGAAUCAACGCCUCAUCGUGUUCCAUCACAGCAUUCACUGUUGAGAGAUACAUUGCAAUUUGCCAUCCAAUGAGAGCACAGACUGUCUGCACUGUAUCCCGGGCUAAACGCAUUAUUGCCAUUGUUUGGAUCUUUACUUCAAUUUACUGUAUGUUUUGGUUCUUUCUGGUGGAUAUCCACGUGAACAAGAGUCAACAAGUGGAGUGCGGCUACAAGGUCUCUAGAAACCUCUACUUGCCGAUCUAUUUAGCUGACUUUGCAAUAUUUUAUGUCACACCACUGCUUGUAGCCACCAUCCUUUAUGGUCUGAUUGGCAGAAUUUUGUUUCUCAGUCCCAUUCCUCAGCACCCUGAGAGCACAACUGAGCGCUGGAGAGAGAAAAGUUCCAAAGAAAAAACCGAGUCAGAGACAGAAGGCAACAAACCCAGCAAUCGUCUCAAAACAAAGGGGGCCCUGAGCUCCAGAAAACAGGUAACAAAAAUGUUGGCAGUUGUGGUUGUUUUAUUUGCACUUCUCUGGAUGCCCUACCGAACCUUGGUUUUGGUCAACUCCUUUAUGGACAAACCUUACCUAGAUCCUUGGUUCCUUCUUUUUUGCCGCAUUUGUGUCUAUGCCAACAGUGCCAUCAACCCUGUCAUCUACAAUCUUAUGUCCCAGAAGUUUCGUACUGCCUUUAAAAGACUAUGUAAGUGUGGGCAUGAGGCCCAAAGAAGAAGCAUUUACAUGACAACUACAAGUUACAGUAUGGUAAAAGAUGGUGUCAACACUGGUGGGGAAAAGAAGGAGAAGCAAUCUCUUGAGAAAACAAAUAUAAUUGCCAAACAGACAAAUAAAGCAGGUCCUGAAGGUGAUCUCUACUACAGUGUGGUUUAACUUGUAAUGUCCAUGUUAUGUGCCUUCAUUAAUAUCAACAUACCUGGAAAAUAAUCUUUAUUCCAAGUAAAAACUUUUGUUAAUUUCAGAAAAAACCCUUUACAUUUUUGUCCAAUGAAAUGCAAAAGGGCAAGAAGAUAUAAGUUCAAGGUAUUGGUCAUUAAUGGGGGUAUAUCCAGUGCCCAAUAAAUUCUAUAUAUUUAGAGCUCUGAUAGCAACAUUGACCUAAACUUCUUUUCCCUUGAGAUACCUAAUUCAGCCCUAGCUUUAAGGCAUUUAUUGCUUGUCACCUUCAGACCAAUCACCAACUUAGCCAUAAAAACAGCCAUCUAAUCAGUUUGUAAGUAACCAGAAUAAUUACAAUGCCCACUUCGCUAAUGUAUUUUCUGACAAGGAACUUUUUAUUACUGUUAGUAAAAAAAAGGAACUUCUGCAGGUGCCACAGAUAUAGAGUUGUCAGAGCAAAGUAACCAUUUUUCAUCACAGUAAAAAAAUCAUGCAUUUUUAUGUUAUAAGGGAGAUUGAGAUAAUGAUUCAAAAUGGCAGAAGUCAAGGAGUUACAGUACCCUCAAAUGUUUUGAUGCUGUUGAUGGACCUGACCCCAUUCUUGCUGUUCCUAUACAGAAUCUACACUUUUCUCUUGGGCUGAUAAUGCUAUGGGAUGUAAUCAGAAUAAGAUUUUAGGGUGAUUUCCUGUUUGAAAUAUUUUCAAAACACUGUAGCAUGGUGACUGCUACAAAUAUAUUUUAUGGGUCUAACCCUGUAGGAAACAUUUGGACUGCAAUGCUUAGAAUGCUUGAACUAAAAAAAGGCAAAAAUCUCUUCUUUACAGGUGACAUGACAAUGCGCAAGGUUAUUUUACUUAAACAAAUAAAUAGAUCGAAACUUCUAUAUAUUGUAGAUAUUGCACAGUUGUUUGGGCUUGAUAAUGAUAUUGUGGCAGUUAUGGUUAUGAAUAUAUAUUUAUUCAGCCAGAUCUUUGUUCUACUUUGUACUCUGCCAGCAUUUUAAAUAUUUUAUACUUUUUCCUUUAUGUUACGUGUUGCUAAUUCCUCUGACAAAAGGUUACACUUAAUUGCUAGACCUAAAAUAAAAUGACAAAAAUGCUCACUGAGUUCCAAGGCAGAUAAUCUUUUAUAUACAUAACUUUGCUAAGCAAGCUCAGUGCAUUAAGUCAUCUGUCCCCUAGCCUCACAGAGCAAUAGCCUUGGUCAGUGAACCCCCUUUUGAAAGAGUCAGAAGAAAAAAGCAAAUAAUUCAAAAUCUAUACAAAAUGUAAGAUGAAGGUCAGUUGAAAUGUUGGUAAGAGUUCUAUAACAUACUAAACAUUACUAAAAGUGUACUUGAAGUUGAACUACCACUUUAGACAGCCAGACAUAAUUAUAACUCACAUGACAAAUGACCUCUUUAGUAAAUGAAACAAUGGGCAUGGGUUCCCUAUUAUUUAAUUCAGCUGAAUCUUAGUGAAAAAGCAACUCUUGUAUAUAAACUGCUAUAAUAACCACACAGAGAACAGCUUACCAUUUAGAGGAGGCUAUAACAUUAUUUUUGUAUGUAAAUGAAAACAGUUCAGCAGCCCUAUGUAUAGAGACACACACAAAUUAAAAAAUUAUUUUGGGGGCUUAUUAAAAAUUUUAUCCAAAUAUAUAUAUAUAUAUAAUAAUAUUAGGACUAUUUGUGUUCACCAAAGACCAAUAUACUUCUAUUUUUUUUUUACAAAUGGAGGGGAAAAAGCCUGAAUACAGUGAAAUACAAACAACAUAUACUUAUUAUAUACUAAUAUACUUAUUAACACUUUGUUUAUGUUAGUGCCAUUUUGUAAAUUCUGUCUGAUUGACUCUGGUUUCAGGGACACAUGAGGACAGUAUGCAAGAAGAAUGAUUCCCAAGUUGAUGGUAUUUCUAAUUAGUAACCAUGUAUAUAAAUUCUUCUUAAGGUCUGCCUUAUAGAUACAUAUGUUGUUCACUAAAGUCCUGCUUUAAUAUAUCUGGGAAAGGGGUGUUCUAUGAUUUGUUUAGUCUCCAUAUAUUCCUCCAACCUGCUAUAUAUAUUUCAACAUUAAAAGCAGAAUGAAGAUGCACAUAAUGAAGUAUAUACAGCUAUUUCACAUCAUUGUUGCCAAUUUCCUUGAAAAAAAGGCUACGUGUAGAUGUAUCUCAGAACAUGGUAGGGUUGCAAGUGCAGUUGUGCUCCCCAAAGUCACUUUUAGGUAAAACUUGCUUCAAAAUGCGCUCAUUGAACUUCCAUAUAUUUGCACUCAGUCCUUCCUCCCUUUCCCUUUGGCCACUGACAUCACUUGCACAACAAACACCGGAAAUGUCGUCAGAUGGUCGCAUUGCCCUUUUUGAGACCAUGUUGACGCUGGAAAUCUGAGAAAAACACUGCAUUGUGGGAGAAAUAAAACUUGUUGAUUCCUCUUAAAAAUUGCACUUUGCUCACUGCACUUGAUGAACAUGUGUACUAGUGGAAUAUUAAUUUCUUUCCAAGGCUGACUAACCAUAGUCUUAUUUAUCACAUGCUAUACGCUUUACUUGUAGGAAACAGACGCUUUGGGAGGAUGCAAUAUACUGAACAUUGGUAUGCUAGGCUUCAGCAAGUUUCCCUGAGAUUUAGUUUAAUCAAACCACUGACACUUCUGGUACCAUUAGUGUCCCACUACAACAAGUGUUCUAUAGAAAUAACUUGUGACAAAACUAAAGGGGAAAUGUAAUAAAUAGCUUUAACAUAUAAUGUAGAAAUAAUAUAUGAUUUAUAUAAUU
Molecule: messenger RNA, 4150 nt
Organism: Xenopus tropicalis (tropical clawed frog)
Lineage: Eukaryota; Metazoa; Chordata; Amphibia; Anura; Pipidae
Gene: trhr2
Product: thyrotropin releasing hormone receptor 2
Exons: 3
Coding region: 189-1391 (400 amino acids)
Biological process (GO): G protein-coupled receptor signaling pathway; signal transduction
Cellular component (GO): membrane; plasma membrane
Molecular function (GO): G protein-coupled receptor activity; thyrotropin-releasing hormone receptor activity
Source: RefSeq, a predicted model, not a curated record